CGCUCGCUGGCUGCUGCACUCGCGCAGGGCGUGGAGCCGAGUCGGCGGGCGGGGCGCUGCGAGCGCGCGUGGGGGGCGCAGGCUCACCCACGGAGGUGCUGCAAGUUGAGAGAAUCCUGUAGAGAACUGAAAAUAGAAUUUUAUGGUUUCAGAGCUUGAAGCAACACUUACUCAUAAAGAUAAAAUGCAUACUCUCCGAAUGAUAGCUAAGCAACACAUUUGAGAGACUGUCACUAUGAAAAUUGUUUGUGUCCAUUGCUGUUGUAUUUGACUAAACCAGCAAAGAGCCACUUGUUUUGAAAUGCAGCUAAAGAAAAUGAGGGAAAUUUUACCAAAACUGUAUACAAGCCAAGUUAAUGACAUAAAUAAUUCUUUGACUACAUCUCCAAAGCAAGCCAAUGAGGAUGAAGCAAAUCAACCAAAAGGGACUGAAGGCCAGAAUUGUGUCUAUCAAGUGGCUGAAGCUGAGGAUAAGUUGUCAUUGGUCCUUUGUAUAAAGUGCAGAAGUGUGCAAAAACUUCCAGUGCAUGAAUUACAAAAGCAUAACAAACCCAGGCAGACUGAAGACAAAAACUUCAUUUGCAGCAGCUGUAGUCUGAAUACGCCACCAACUUUCCAUUUUGUAGCUGACAGUGCCACUGCCAUAGAUUUAGAAAAUCAAGAAAAACCAUCCCUAAGUAAACCUCAAAAAACAUUUAAAGUAAAAAACUUUCAACCAGACAAAUAUUACUGCGAUAAAUGUCGAUUUUCAACAAAGGAUCCUUUGCAGUAUAAAAAGCAUGUAGUUCAACAUGAGGAGAUUAAGUUUGUUUGCUCCCACUGUAACUAUGUAUCCUACACCAAAGGAGAAUUCCAACGGCAUUUGGUGAAACACACUGGAACUUUUCCAUAUCAGUGUGAAUACUGUGAAUAUGGUGCUGUUAGACAUGAUUAUAUAGUUAAGCAUACCAGAAGAGUACAUGAAACAGUUACUGAGAAGGGGCCAAUGAAUAUGGCUACAAAACAAGAGCAAAAGAGAUCUUGCUUACCAAAGAGAAGCACUUUGUUUUCUGAAAAGCAGAAGUGUGAUCAAAAAGUUCCUCUUCAGAAUGAACCUUCAGAUUUAUCAUCAAGUACAAUUUGCAGCAAAAUCCAAGAUGAAAUGAGCAAAACAGUUUGUUUGUCUGGCGAUAUAGAAUGUAGCCUAGGUACAGCAUCAGUCCGAGAUAAAACUGUAUUGGAAUCAGCUGAAGUAAACAUAUAUGAGAACCAAAAUGUGGAAGUUGAAGUUUAUUCUCCAAAAAAAGAGCCCAUACAGCCUGGAAUGCCAUUAACAGUGAUUGCACCUUCAGAACUUGUAGUUCCUUCUAACUGCUUAGCUCAGUUAUUAGACAUAAAAAUAGUGAAUGGCACACAACAGUUGGUUCUUAAACUUAUUCCUCUGAAAGAAACCAGUAAUAAACCUAUAAACUGCGAAGAAGAAGAAGAACUGAGAAAUCAAGGUGCAGAACAAACAAAGAAAGGAAAAAGAAUAACUUCUGUUGCUCAAAAUGAAUUAACCACCGAAGCAACUGUAAAUGUAUCUAGUAUUAGUAACGUUUUUGCUUCAGAUAAUAAAUACCACAAGAACUCUGAAUGUCUUAAUUCCUCCAAUUCUCAUACUUCAGACUGUAACUCAAAUGUACCUAGGCAGGAUAAAUCAAGAAUAAGUUGCCCUAAAUCCUCAAAUAAGGAAAAAUAUGCAAAAAAUGAUUUAUACUGUUCUAAAGAGACUCUGGACAUGUCCACAUGUGCAUAUGCUGCUUUCUCUGAAGGUGAUAGAUCCCAAACUGUUUUGUUGCAGGCGGCUCAGAAGAGCAACAGUUCCUCUUCAUCUCUUGCCCUUGGAGAAAAGGACAUAUUGCCUUUAAAUGGUGAUGACAAAGAAUGCAGGAGCCACAUCAUUAGCUCUCUGGAAACACAUUUAUUUGAUACCUGUUUGGUUAAAGAAUCUUUGAAAACUUCUCCAGGAGGGGGAGAGUUCUGUUUAAAUAAAAGUGCAUCUUUAGAGGAAUCAAGUGUUGGCUUAAGUAAAUUAAACACAGAGCACUCUGAUUGUCAAAAUAAUCUAUUAGAAGCUUUAGAAUUGCAGAAUGUAGAAAAUAAGGACAGCCCUCCUGAGGGUCCUGUCAUUUCAUCUGUAUUUUCCCUUAGCUCUGGGGCUGAAAACAUCCCAGAGGGAAUCAAGUGGGAUAAUACUGCAUGCAAUAAAAAGUCAACAACAAUGCUGUGUAGAAAGAUUGCUCAGUUGAUGUCUGCUGCUGAGUGUAAUGUGAAAUCUACAUUGGCUGCUUCACCUAUGCCUGUUAGAUGUUGUGCUUCUAAUAAGAAGAUGCCUUUGCCUCAGGAAACUUUAGCAAACUCUGAAAAAAAUGUCCCUGUUACUGAAUUGGAACAAUUUGCAUCUUCUCUUCAAACACCGCAGAAUGGUGGGAUUGGUAAUGAACUGUGUAAUAAACAACAACCACAAUCGCGGUCAGCUACAACAAAAACUAAAAGUAGAAUGACUAAAAACACUCACAUUGCUACUCCAGUGUUCAUUCCAAAAGGGACAGUGCUGAGGGUCCUGAAUGUCACUAAGAGUGAGAACACAAAAGAAGCAGGAGAUAACAAAAUGACAUCUGCUACGCUGUGUUGCAAUGAAAUGUUUCUACCACGACCAGUUCCUUUCAGCAUUUCUGAGAAACUAAGCAGUAACUUACCUUUGCCCAAUGAGAUUGAACUUAAUGAGCAGUCCAGAAAUCAAAAUAUGUCACUUAGGCACAGACCAAAAAGAGAGGCUAAUACAAAAAGUAAUAGCAAACAAAAUUGUGUACUACUGCAUCAAAAAAGUGAUGAGCUAAAUAAGCAGAGCAAACUUACUUCAAAGGAUCAACUUGUACCUAAAAAUAAGGUAAAACCAGCAAAUUCCAGGGAUUAUUUGUCUAAGAAGAAAACAAGAAUUCACUCAGAAACCAAUGGCAUUUCUGAGGCGAUGCCUCUUUUGACAGCAAGACGUCUUAGGCUUGUACCUCUUAGAGAACAUCAGUUGAUAAAAUGUCCUCGUCGUAACCAGCCUGUAGUUGUGUUAAAUCAUCCUGAUGUUGAUUCAGCAGAGGUAAUUAAUAUAAUGAAAAUUGUCAACAAGUAUAAAGGCAAUAUUGUGAAAGUCGUUUUAUCAGAAAGAACGAGUAGUUGUCUUGGUGUGAAACAGUAUAAUAAACGGCUUACAUUUCAGAACUUGGAAACAACAAGCCAAAUGAAAAAGCAGAACUUUUUAAAAAUGAAGCUAAAAAAGACCCAUAAAAACAACUACCGGGUUGUGGAAACGUCACCAGCUAAAACACUGCAGUGUAUGUUUAAGUGUUGGUUUUGUGGAAGGAUAUAUGUAGACCAGGAAGAGUGGAUAAGUCAUGGACAGAGACAUUUGAUAGAAGCAACCAAAGGCUGGGAUGUUCUUUCUCUUCCUCUAGAGAGCCACAAGUGAGAAACUGUCAGUUUACUGCACUUAUUUUAACACGAGUGCCAUUAAUUUGUUUGGAAAGGGAGACAGAAGUAAAUAUUUUACUGGAGGAUUUUUAUAUUUAGCAGGUGGGAGAGUGGUAAUAGGGAUUACAAACUGUAUGAGAAGCCAGUCUUGAGCACUAAACACUACAUAGCACUCCGAUGUCUGAAAUAAGUGUUACGGCUAUCCCUUGCUUUUUUGAAGGAGACCUGGAAAUGAUUUGCUCUGAAACAUUCAAGGUGUAAUUCUCUUCAAUAGGACACUAUUUGCAGUAAUGUUAUGUUGCAGGGUCAAUAGGGAUUUAAAAUAUAUCCAGCUAUAUGACCUGUGUGAAAUUAAUUGAAUUCAGUCUGAUUUUACUACUACAGCUUAGUGGUUCAGAGAUCAGGCAUAAGUCUAAUGAAGAGCAUCUUUGACCCCUCUGUGAAUAAAAAAAUGUUCAUCAUAAUUUAGUAGCAAAUUUAAAAAAAAAUGUCAGAGGAAGAAACUGGUGCUGAAUCUGAUCAAACUCCAAUUUUAUGGAACAGAUGUAACUCAACUGACUUUAGUGGAGCUACACCAGUGUAAAUGAGGAAUUGGUGAGAUCAGAAUCAGACCCAUUAUGUGGAAUGGCAAUGAAAGCUUAAUUCUGUGUUGUACAGUCAGGGGCCAAGUUGUGUCUUGUGCCACACAGGUCUGAAGUGGGAAGAGGACACAGGUGGCUACUUACUGUGCAAGCAAGCAGGAGCUCAACUUAGAGUGCUUGAAAUGAGGCCUGGCUUCUUUACUAGCUGGCAUGAUGUGAUUCUGAUGGAUUGUGCUUUAAUGAGUUAGGACCUGACCACACCAGCGCAUGCUGUAGGGCGUAAUGAUCAGUGCUAUGUGUAAUCCCAUUAGAAACGUACACGUUCAAGAUAGAAUCUUUAACUAGGACCCAAGCCAGCCUAGCAGCUAGUGCAUAGAUAAGACGAACUAGCUGGAGAAACAAACUGCUGCUUUGAAAAAAGAGAAAGUAUGAUGCAGAACUCUACAUUGCCAGUACCUAUCCACAUUUUCAGUAGAAUCUUUGUUUAGACAUCCUAAAUUUGAAGAAUUUGCAUGUUAGAAUCUACACAUGUAAGCCUGAAUUCAGCAAGCUACUUACCAAUAAUAAUAAUAAGCACAUGCCUAAUUAGGCAUGUGCAUACUCCCAUUGAUUGUUGUGUGACUACUCAGUUAAGUCAAUAGGAUGAUUCAUGUGCUAAGUGCCUUGCUGAAUGAAGGUGAGUUUUUAGUGGGGAUGGAGGAUGGAUGAUAGUGAAGUUAAGAAUUUUCUUGGUUAUCUUGUCGCAAAUUGUAAACCAUUUUAUUUUUUAAAAUUUCAUGUACAGCAAGUGAUGAAUUGAGCACAUAUUUGCAGUCACAUUUCUACAGGUAAAAAAAUAAUUAAUUUAAUGCUGGAGAUAUAUUAUACAUUUGAACUUUGUAUAAAUGCUUGUAGUUCCUAAUUGUUAACAGUGGAAAAACACAUUUUGUUAAAAAAAAAAAAAUAACA
Molecule: messenger RNA, 5015 nt
Organism: Trachemys scripta elegans
Lineage: Eukaryota; Metazoa; Chordata; Testudines; Emydidae
Gene: ZNF518B
Product: zinc finger protein 518B
Exons: 2
Coding region: 302-3484 (1060 amino acids)
Biological process (GO): regulation of transcription by RNA polymerase II
Cellular component (GO): nucleus
Molecular function (GO): RNA polymerase II transcription regulatory region sequence-specific DNA binding; DNA-binding transcription factor activity, RNA polymerase II-specific
Source: RefSeq, a predicted model, not a curated record